UCCUGAAGAGUGGUUUCAUAUUUUUCUGUUAAAAAGAGGGACAAAAUCAACCACAACGCUGGAAACGAGACGGAGAGCCAAGAUGAGGGAGGGUGCGGUGACGUGGCGACCGCAGCCCUGGCAGGACGGAGAUGGAGGAGGAGGAGAGCCUCUGUCUGACUCUGACUCAGAGGAGGAAGACUUCCCCGACGACAGCACCACUCCACUGGGGGACUACAUCACUCAUGGUCUGAAGCAGCUCCUGGACGCUCAGCAGCUCUGUGACGUCACUCUGCUGGUCGAGGGGAAGAAGUUCAACUGCCACAGAGUGCUUUUAGCCGCAGUAAGUCCGUACUUUCGUGCCAUGUUCACGAGCCCCCUGGUGGAGUCGCGUCUCACCGAGAUCCGACUGGAGGACGUGACGCCGGCGGUGAUGGAUACUGUGAUCCGAUUCGUUUACUCCGGGGAGGCGGGGCUUUCUCUGGACACGGCCGAGGAUCUGUUUGUGGCGGCGAACAGGCUCCAGGUCAUGCCCCUGCAGGACCUCUGCUCCAGGUUCCUGUUCGAGCACUUGUCGGUGGAGAAUUGUCUGGGCAUGUAUUCUCUCGCUCGCUCGCACCACGACCAGCUCCUGCUCCGCGCCUCCCUGCGAUUGGUCGCUCAGCACUUCCCCCGAGUUUCCCGCCAAAAAGACUUCCUCCUAUUGGACCACGGCACGCUGGGGUCCCUGCUGGGCUCGGACCGCCUCGGGGUGCACUCGGAGGCGGAGGUGUACGACGCGGCGCGGCGGUGGGCGGAGCAUCUGCCUCUGGAGAGAUACGCCCACAUGCCCAGUUUACUGCAGCACCUGCGUCCCGGGCUCCUGUCCAACGAGGAGAGCCGGCGCCUGAGCCAGGAGCUGGGACCCGCGGCGGCCGGCGAGGGGCCGGGCGGACCGCUACGACCGCGAGAGGGCAUGUUCGAGAAGAAGAUCGUCUGCAUCGACCUAACGCCGCGAGAGGACGAUAACCAGCGGGACUUUACCGUGGACUGUUUCGACCCGAGGACGGGGAAGUGGGAGAAGCUGGCUCCACUGGGGGCGCUGGUGAGCCCGGGCUGCACGGCGGUGGGCGACAGGCUGUUUGUGGCGGGGGGCAUCCUCAGGACCUGCUCCGUGUCUCAGAGCGUGCACGAGUACGACGCCGUUCUGGACCGAUGGGUGGAGCGCGCGCCCAUGUCGCAGCCGCGCGCUAUGCUAGGUCUGUUAGCAUGUGGAAAGUCCCUGUUCGCUUUAGGGGGGAGUAACCGCUCGGCUCUGCUGGACUCCAGUGAGGUCCUGGACCUUUCGACGAUGACGUGGACCAACGGCCCUCGCCUCCCCCUGCCCCUGAGAGGCUUCGCCUGCGCCGCCCUCCGCUCACGACUCUAUUUACUUGGAGGAACCACUUUAGAACAGAACAGAGCCGUGGUGCACUCCGGCGUGCUAAUCUACCACACGCUAACCCGCUGCUGGACCAAAGUGGCUCUGGACUCCGGAGCGACGUGCCUAGCGGGGGGCGUGGCGGUCAGGGGCGGAGUCUGUGCGAUCGGCGGAUACAUGAGGGACACGACCAAGUUUUUAGACGGGAACUUCACGAAUCUGGAGACUUUGGACGCGACGGGACGAGUGCUGUUUUUCCGGGAAGGGCGAGGAACGGAGCGCGAGGUGGUGGUCACGAACGAGCGGGAGAGGGGGGGAGGGGGCAGCGACAGAGCGCCCAGUCCCGUCGUGUUUCCAGGGUUACCGCGGCGGAUAGCGGCCGGGGGCGUGGCCAGGUGGAAGAGGCGUGUCUACGUUUUGGGCGGAGAGAACGGAUCGCGGUUUUAUGAUAGUAUUUACUGCUGGAAGCCCGGGUGGAGGAGCUGGGUGCAGAGGAGGGAGAAGCUGCCGGGGGACACCGGGGGGGUCAGUCAGUUCGGGUGCACGACGCUCAAGUUCCCCAAGAAACACAUCCUGAGCAGACUGAGAGCCGCCAAAGAAAACUGCAAAAAGAAUCUAUGAAAACGUUUACAUCGGAUCAGCUGUGCACCAGGGUCUGUGAGAGAGGCUAACCACUCUGCCACUGUGGACCCACGUCACAAUACUGAAAAACUAGAUUUACAAACCGCAAUGAUAAUAAAGAAAAUAUAUAGAGUCUGUAUGAGAGGCUAACCACUCUGCCACCACAAACCCGGGUCUAAUAUUCCCCUGCCUGUUUCUUACCGGGUGCAGUUGAACGCCUCUCCCUCCCGCCACCGCGCGUCCACGCUCACUUCCUUUUUGAAACGCGGCGCUAGCGUGUUAGUUAUGUCCAUUUCUGUCCACAGUGUAUGGUAG
Periophthalmus magnuspinnatus is the source of this 2314-nucleotide messenger RNA. RefSeq lists its product as uncharacterized. Lineage: Eukaryota; Metazoa; Chordata; Actinopteri; Gobiiformes; Gobiidae. The transcript is spliced from 5 exons. The record is from RefSeq and is a predicted model, not a curated record. The coding region runs from base 83 to 1999 and encodes 638 amino acids. Gene Ontology annotation, molecular function: protein binding.